Molecule: messenger RNA, 459 nt
Organism: Diaporthe amygdali
Lineage: Eukaryota; Fungi; Ascomycota; Sordariomycetes; Diaporthales; Diaporthaceae
Exons: 1
Coding region: 1-459 (152 amino acids)
Source: RefSeq, a predicted model, not a curated record
AUGGUCGUGGCCACGAGUUCUCGAGUCGUCCAACGGACGACAGGGACAGUGUGGAACAAGGUUGAACCUUGGCGACGCACAGAAGGACGGGGCGCAAAGCUUCUGGAAGCCAUUCAGACGAGGACGGCGGUCCAACAUGGGGCUUGUGGGGCCGACUGCAAGGGCGGCACCCUGGGUAGACUCGAUACGGUCGCAUUCGUCGUCCUCGACACACGGGGAGGCUACGUUGAGGGUUCUGGCGAUCCCCUCGUGGAAGAUGAAGCCAUGCCCGAGGCGAUGGAGGGAUCACAAUCCGUGACGCGCAUUUGCUCACACCGCCUGAAGCGGAGCCACAGCCGACGAGAUUGUAAUGAUCGUGGCCAAGUCAAGCCCUCAUGGCGAUCAAGUCUGCGGUGCUGGUGUGUCCUCAAUCCGACAUUCGAGAUUGAGGUCGUAUCUGGCACCACGCGUGACCAAUGA